Molecule: messenger RNA, 504 nt
Organism: Durusdinium trenchii
Lineage: Eukaryota; Dinophyceae; Suessiales; Symbiodiniaceae
Source: the annotation of a GenBank genome assembly
AUGCGUGGCUGGAGCCUGGUGCUCCUGCCAGGCUUGGUGUAUGGCUUGGUUCUGAAAUCUGGAAGUGCGGCGCAUUUGAGCACCAGCGAUGGCUUCCAGCCAAUGGAGCAGUGGCGGCAGACGCACAAGGCCUCAGCUUUGAGCCAGACUGCAAGGUCGUCACUUUCUGCAUAUCGCAGAACCUUGAAGGCCAACUUGCAUCGCCAUCGUGUCAUCAUGCACGUUGACAAGACGAAGCUUAGCGGGCCCUUUCUAGAUCUGGGAAACAUGGCGCAACUGAUCUGUGGGAUUUGCAUCAACUUAUCGCUGGUGGCCUGCAUGAUGCUUUUCCCUGAGCGAAUGGCAUGCAUGCAGCAUGCAGCUCUUCCGGAGCACAAAUUGUCUCAACCAACAUCAACAUCAAUAACACCCUCAAAUGCAUGCAGCUGUGUGUUCGGGCUCAAAUGCAUCACCAUGUUUCACUGCUUCCAGACGUUGAACUUUACAUGCUUCAAUCUUUAUUGA